AAAGCACAUGCGAAGUUGUAAAAAGGAAGAGGUGAAAGUAGAAAAGGCUCCAUUAUACAUGUGUUCUUUCUGCAAGAUGACGUUCAAGACAAAACCUCAGAUCUCCCAGCAUUUUUUGAAGUGUUUCCAUAGCCCGUACGGCAAAAAAGGUUCUGCAGUCAAGAGGAAAAAUGAUGAGAAAGAGGCAGAACCAACACCAGCCAAGCGUGGGAAGGUGGAGACAGUUGAUCUUGAUCCUUCUCUCGAACAAGCAGUGCAAUUCAGAUGUCAGGACUGCGAUCGCACCUUUAACAAAGAGCGCCAGUACAGCAGCCACAUCAAGAAGUGUACUAAAGUGUCUGUCCAUGAUCUGUCUGGAGCCAGACAGGAGAUUGGUGGAGCUGAAGAGGAAGAGGAGGAGCCUGAACCCCAAGAAGACCCUUUUGCAGACCCAGACCCACUCCCUGCUCCAGCCAGAAGAGGGAGAGGACCAGGGAGAAGGGGGAGGCCACCAGGAAGGGGGAGUCACACAGCCUCAAGAGCGGGAGCGAGAAAUUCUGCCCAGCUUUUCGAUGGGACUCCUCCAGUACCAGCAUCCAAAGGCCUCCUGGUGGCAGACAAUGAGGGAUUAGUCCGCAGCACAACUGGCCUAGCCCACACAGUACAACUUAGCCUUGAGACUGCAAGCCAAGAAGGGGAACCACAGCCUACUGCCUUAGUAGCAGAUUCCAAGGGUGUAAGAGGAAGAGAGAAGCCCCCUCAGGCCUGGUCUCUGGUAUGUGCCCUCUGUCAGAAAAUGUUCAUAACCAAGGCAGCAUUGGCACAUCACGUUAUGACAGAACACGGACCGGACCUUGAGCAUAUGCGAAAUAUACUUGAUGGAAAAUCAACUGACAGCCAACCCUUGUUUAGAUGCCCAGUUUGCAGUCUUAAUUAUCAGACAGAAGACCAGUUUAUUGAGCACAUGGUCCUCCAGCACACUACACGCCUCCAGGAAACAUAUACACGCCUCCAGGGACAGACUGCAAACUUCGUGUGUUCCCUGUGCUCAUUAGUCCUGCUCACUAAGAACCUCUUAGUAGAACACAUGAGUCUUGUCCAUCUAGAGGAGUUGGAGAAACUGGCCCAGGGAGACACACAUGUAGAAAUGCUGUCAAAGGCCUCCAGCAGCCAAGCAGCCCCGACAAAGGACUCACAAAGCCAGUCUUCGUUGCCACAACAGGAGGGACAAAGUUUAAAAGAGACAGUGCAAGAACCCAUCAAAGCAGAGCAGCCAGAGGAACCCCUUGAGUGUGGGUUCUGUGGAGAAGAAAUCAGCAACCAAGUGGACAUGGUGGAACACUACAUCGAGUCACACGGUGUUGAGACAGAUGAAGAUGGCUGCCUGAUGGACUUGGGGAUAGAUGUUGAUGUCCGAGUAAAAGACACAAAGAGCCUGCUACAGUUGGCAGAUGGUCGUGUGGACGACAAUGUUCCAGAGAAAACCGUCCUUAUACGGAAGAAACCAAGACAGAGCUGGCAAUGCAAGGAGUGUCAACAAGUAUUCCCCAAGCAUUUUGACUUUUUGCGGCAUGUUCGAGAAGUUUGCACAGAGGUGAGCCAGUCAAAUAAGUCCACUGUAUCAAGAGGAGGGAAUUUCAAAUGCCAAGAACCAGGGUGUAGUCACCUGUCUUUCUACCAGGUGAAACUCCUGUUCAAGCACAUGGAAGAGGUUCAUAAAGUUGUUGUCCCAAGGGAAUUCAAAACAUUCAAGAGUCUGGCCAUGUUUUACCAGUGGCUUACCCUGGAGGAGAAGAAGUACAAUGUCCGAUAUAUUCGAGACACCACUCGCAUUGAGAAGAAUGAUGUGAAGCUAAUACAAAUGGUGUGCCAUAGAUUCCAUACAGCAAAGAUUGAUCAGUCAAGAGAAAAAAAGGAAGGUGAAGUGGAGGGAGAAUCUCCAAGCAAACUGAAAAGACGAUGGUUUGUCCGCAUACAAAGAUCCAGCAAUUGUCAUGCUCGCAUCCACUUGAAAGUGCAUUACAAUCCAGUCACUCAGGACUAUGAUGCUGAGACACAGAUGGUGUAUUACCCUCAGCACACUCACAAUGAAGUGGACCAUCCACAGGACAUCAUGAACAGAAUUAUGGAGAGACACUCUAGAGAUAAAUCCAAUUACCUCUCCAGAAAUGGCAACAGAAAGCGCCUGAAGCAGAUAGUGCAGACUUCUACAUCCAGUGAAGCACUGGGCAAAGUCAGAACCUCAGCAGUGGGUGAGGGAGAUGAGAGGCAUCAGAGAGAAGAUGAGGUAGAAGGACAGCCAGUAAUGAUACCAGGAUCAUUGAAAUUGGAAGAAGGAGGUACACUUACUGUUGAUCAGUACAUGAAGGAGUUUUGCCAGACACAGUUAGAAGGGGAGGUUGAGGGAUCAACAGGGAUGGCAGUCUCUGCAGCAAGCAGUGCCUCAGGAACUUCAUCCACGUCUAUGCAAGCUGGAAGACAGCCUGGCACUACUACUUCUGUCCUUAUGGAAGGCCAUGGCACAAGUCUAGGAACACCAUCAAUGUUCGUGGAUGGGACGAAUGAGGGAGGGUCAGCAGUGUUAGUGGAGAGUGGUGAGCCAGGAACUUAUGUAGUGCAGGAUGGAAUGAUGAUGAACGUUUCUCAGGGGGAGUCACCUCAAAAGGAAGAUGGCACUGAGGAAUAUGUCCUACCAGCCGAUGAAGCAGAAUGGACCAAGCUGUUUGAGGUUUUAAGACUCAGACUCAUGACAGCUGAGCUCAGCAGUCAAGAGAAAGUUGAGGGGGAGGGCCUCUUGACUUAUCAAAAUGUAAUAUCAUAUUUACCAUUGUCAGAACAGGUCACAAUAUUCCAACAACUUUGCUUACUAACGAACACUGCUAUUGAAACUGCAGAUUAGAUUAAACUUCCAUUUUGUUAUAUUGGUUGCCAGUAUGUAUUUAUAAAUAGAAAAAUUACUUUAAUUUAUCACUUUUUUUCUCAAAGUUAUGUAAAUUUUGACAAGAAUUCACUGUAUCACAGGAAAAAAGAAUGCAUAUGACCACUCAAGUCAGGUGAUCAAUGAUUUAAGUAAUCUACUGUGUAAUACAUAAAAACCUUUGUAUCACUUAUAAUAGGCAGCACAAACCUGAAUAUAUUACAUGCACAAUAUCUUAAACCAUUUAGUUUUUCAUAUGUUUUGAUUGUUUUAUUUGAUUUUAUUGUUUGCCCUGUCCCAUUAAUAACAGUCUUGAAGUAUUGAUUAAGAGCUGUCAGAUUACAAGCUGGCUACAAAAUUUGUAAAUAAACUAUAUAGUAUUUUUAUAUCCAAUUGCCUGAAUAUUGUAAAUCAAAAGGUUGAAGAGAAUGAGUAAAGUAUGAGGAGAAUUUUGCAUUUGUUAUAUACUCUCAGCUAAAGACAUUGUCUACCAGCCUUGACACCUGUAUAGUAAUGUCCACAGAGAAGGGUUGCAUAAUAGACGGAAAGCCAUAUUUGAGUCUGCCUGCUGCUACUUUGCUCUCCCGGUUAAAUUAUUGUAGUUAUUGUUUUGAAUCAGUAUAUUCACCAUUGCCAUGUCACCAUUAUUGCGGAAUAUGUUUAAGAAAGGAAAGCAUUUAAAAAGUGUCUUUUUAUUUGUUUAUUUGACUAUUAUUCAAAUUCAUUGUGGAUGAAGAGUUAAACUAUAUUUCUUUCAGCCAUAGUGGUAUAGUCUUUCUAGAUGGUUGGCAUCAACAUCUAAGAUAAAAGUAUCUUCAGCAUUUAUUUUUUAAUUUAUUUUUCCUUUUCUAUUUCAUAGUUUUUUUUUUCAAGGAAAUAACAUGCUAUAUGCAUAAAAGUUUAUAUAAUUCUUUUUUUACUAAUUGUAGCACACCCAUUAUAAUUCAGUUUAUAUUUCUCAAACAGAUAGAUAUCUGGCAACGGAGGUUCAACCAGGUGCAUUUGUUCUUUUAUUCAUACAUAGACUGCAAGUAACACAGAAUGAACAUUUUCUCCCUGUUUCCUAAGUGCUAUUUGUCACCCUUUGAGGGGAAGAGAAGGAGUCCCAGUGAAUCAGAGUACCUGAUAUCCGUGCUCUUGUAUUCCACUUACUAAGCUGCUUGCUUGGUGAAUUUUGUGUAUAGUUGUAAAGACACAAAUCUAUUUGCCUGUCAAGUACCUGCAAAGAAUUAUUGAAUCCUGAAA
Messenger RNA from Penaeus vannamei (Pacific white shrimp), 4141 nucleotides. NCBI's taxonomy places the organism in Eukaryota, Metazoa, Arthropoda, Malacostraca, Decapoda, Penaeidae. The record is from RefSeq and is a predicted model, not a curated record.